Molecule: messenger RNA, 741 nt
Organism: Cylicocyclus nassatus
Lineage: Eukaryota; Metazoa; Nematoda; Chromadorea; Rhabditida; Strongylidae
Source: the annotation of a GenBank genome assembly
AUGGGAGAUGAGUACGAGCCGCUGGCAGGAGUGGAUGUUCCACCUCCACCUCCAGGAGCGGACUUCCCUCCACCGCCUCCACCUCCUCCUCCACCUCCACCUCCGCCUCCAGAAGAUCUUCCACCUUUUCCACCUCCAGACGAAGAAAUUCCCCCUCCUGCUCCAGGUCGAAAACCUGGAACACCGCGGAAGCAUUUUGUACAGCGGAAAGAACGGGAAAAGAAGAACAGUCAAGAUCGUUCGACACCGUCAGCAGAUCGCAAAUCACAUGAGAAGCGAGAUAGAAGGCCGAUACAUGAAAAAAGUGAACCCCGUGAAAAAAGAAAAUCAACUAAAAGAACGAAAAAAUCUUCAACAAGCAGUAGCAAAGAUCAUGAGAGAGGAGAGGCCUAUGUUCCUGCCCGAAAAUCUUCGCGUUUAUUUGUCUCAUGCACUUGCCUGAGUUGUAUCUUCCUUUUGAUAAUUGUGGCUGGUGUCAUAGCAUUCCUGCUCUACGCUUUUGUCUUUGAUGGAUUUGCCGGAAAAGAAGAGAGCAACACAACGCUUCCUUCCGUCACAGACAUCGCAGAUACCGAAACGGUUACUGUAGAACCAUAUGCUGCCGAAACCUCCCCUGCUCCAAUUAUAUCGUCCAUAACAUUCUCGACUAUGAGUACAACAGCUGCUGAAAAGGAGCGACCAACUUCUACCUCGAGCUCAACAGUGAGGACAUCCACAACUAAGGCAGAGGAGGAUGAAUGA